Messenger RNA from Megalobrama amblycephala (Wuchang bream), 978 nucleotides. RefSeq names its product C3a anaphylatoxin chemotactic receptor-like. The record is from RefSeq and is a predicted model, not a curated record. Gene Ontology annotation, cellular component: plasma membrane. Gene Ontology annotation, molecular function: complement receptor activity; G protein-coupled receptor activity. Gene Ontology annotation, biological process: phospholipase C-activating G protein-coupled receptor signaling pathway; inflammatory response; positive regulation of cytosolic calcium ion concentration. The transcript has a single exon. NCBI's taxonomy places the organism in Eukaryota, Metazoa, Chordata, Actinopteri, Cypriniformes, Xenocyprididae. The annotation marks the transcript as partial.
CUUUGUGCAGAGAAUGUGACUAAUGCAACAACCCAGACAGAACCUUUAUCAAGCAUUGAAAUCUUCAAUAUAUUCAUAUAUUUUGUCACCUUCGCUCUGGGUAUCGUUGGAAAUGGGCUCAUCAUAUUUGUGACUGGCUACAAAAUGAAGACGACCGUCAACUCCAUUUGGUUUCUCAACCUGGCGAUUGCAGACUUCAUCUUCAACUUCAUAAUCAUCUUCUACAUUGUUAUUGCCUUUAACAGGAUGGUUUGGCACUUUGGUGACUUCAUGUGCAAGUUUGUCAGCUUUGUGGCGGUGCUAAAAAUGUUUGUCAGCAUCUUUUUGCUCACUGCUAUCAGUCUUGAUGGAUACCUGUUCACUUGGUCAACUUUGGUCAAAGCCAGGAUCAUCUGUGCACUUGUGUGGGUUUUAUCCAUCCUCUGCAGCAUUCCCUUUGUCAUCAACCGUUUGGUAAUGCAUAAACAAUGCAUUUAUAAUUUAGAACCCUUCAAGUCUCUGGUCAUAUACAGGUUUAUGGUAGGUUUUCUCAUCCCUUUCCUGAUCAUUGUAUCUUCAUUCAUUGCUAUCGGAGUGCGGGCCAAACGUCUCAAAAGAGGAAAGAAACUUAAGUCUUUUGGGGUCAUUAUAUCUGUGAUCAUGGCCUUAUUCUUAUGCUGGUUUCCUUUUCAUGUUCACCAGCUGUGUACUGUAAUUGCACUCGAGAAUGAGUGGAAUGAAUUUUUUUUUGUAAUAAUUUACAUAGGACCUUUUGUAAACUGCCUAGUUCAUCUCAGCAGCUGUCUGAACCCCAUUCUCUAUGUGUUCAUGUGUGAGGAGUUUAAGAAGAAGCUGAAACAGUCUCUGCUGCACUGUAAACCCGGAUAGUACUACUAACUUAUAAAGAUUGAUUAAAGUCUGUUAAAUCAUUGAUGCAACUUAAAACAAUUACAUUUUCUGAACGAGGAGUUUAGUUUUAUUUUUGUGUAGCACAACAUU